AUCGAUCAUUAGCAUACGCUUGUGAGAAGCCCACGCCGCAUAGUUGGUGUUCCGGAUACAAUGGCACACGCGGCAUGGUCGAACUUCGGUGAUCGAUAGCAGCUACUGGGCGAUGUCUUCCAACCGCAGGCUAUGGAGGGGUCGCCACUUAGCUACCUUGACGCUGCAAGUAGCUUGCCACUGUGGAGCAUCUGUUGGUGGCAACGACAAGGCCCAGAGACCAUUCACGAUCUCCGCACGGCACCUCUGCAAUUCGUUCAGUAGUGACUGCCGCCGGGGGACCUUCAGCUCGUCAAGCACUGGCAAUGGGCCGUCUGGAUGCCUCAAUCCCUCGUCUACUUUACUACUGCACUUCCCAUCACCUGCUCAGUCGGUGGCAAUCGCUGCUGAAGCUCGAGAUUCCCUCGACAUUGACAGACAACUCCACUCGCUUCUUAUCAUGGCUACAAACCGAUGCAUCUAGCCAGUCCUCCACGGAGGGGACAACCAGCAGCAGGCCUGUCCGAACCCGAUUAGCUCUGGAACAAAGAGUACCGGCGUAGCUGAUCUCAACAUAGCUGCAGAUUCUCAACCGCGAGAUUCGCAGGAUACCUUGUGGGAGACUUGGAGCAACAAUGGCCUUCGGCGCU
Molecule: messenger RNA, 629 nt
Organism: Macroventuria anomochaeta
Lineage: Eukaryota; Fungi; Ascomycota; Dothideomycetes; Pleosporales; Didymellaceae
Exons: 5
Coding region: 113-463 (116 amino acids)
Source: RefSeq, a predicted model, not a curated record